AUGUCUGAAGUUAAUGUGACGAAAGUAAUAGUAAACAAUCCCAUAUGUGACAUUUUAGAUCCAUUCGUUUUUACCAUUGAGUUUGAAGCGUUGAAUAAGUUAGAGGCUGAUUUGGAGUGGAAAAUAUUUUACAUUUCAGCUGUGAACAAUGAUGGGGAAGGCAACCAGGACAUCGAGUUAGAUAAUAUUUUCUUAGGACCCAUCGAGCGAGGCGUGAUGAUGUUCGACUAUGCGGUGAAUCCGCCCGACUACAAGAACAUGGACGUGGAUAGCGUACUGGGCCUGCAGGCCAUCCUCAUAUCAGCCAACUACAAAGAAAAGGAGUUUAUUAGGAUCGCCUACUACAUGAAUUCAUUUUACAAGGACAUGGAGUUGAGGGAGAAGCCACCCGCCGUACCCCAGUACGACAAAAUAUGUCGACACAUAUUUGUAGAAAACCCAAGAAUAGUAAAAUUUUGCAUCACAUGGGAUGCAGAGGAGAAAGAUGAUUUUAAAGAAUUUGAUAAAGAAAAUGAACAGAUCGCAUUAAUGAACUCGAUAAAAAUGAAUGGUGAUGAGAAUAGUAACUCCAACAUAACAAAUGAGUCUACCCAGGAAAACAUUUUCGCCUUCAGUGACAUGCUGGGCAAUGUUGGUGCGAAUGGUAAAAUGAGCACACACGUCGCGGCGCACGAAAAUGAUCACACGUACGCCACCGCAGACUUGAACGAACGGGGGGCCCUCAGUAGUAACGGUGCGUCGACUGAUUUGGACAAAUGCGAACUCUUUAAUGCAAAUAUAAAUGGGAUAAGCAGAAUCACCAUUGAUAAUAAUAACGCAUGA
Plasmodium fragile is the source of this 822-nucleotide messenger RNA. RefSeq lists its product as uncharacterized. Gene Ontology annotation, cellular component: nucleus. The record is from RefSeq and is a predicted model, not a curated record. Bases 1 to 822 code for a protein of 273 amino acids. Gene Ontology annotation, molecular function: histone binding. The transcript is spliced from 2 exons. Gene Ontology annotation, biological process: nucleosome assembly; DNA replication-dependent chromatin assembly; nucleosome disassembly. NCBI's taxonomy places the organism in Eukaryota, Apicomplexa, Aconoidasida, Haemosporida, Plasmodiidae.